This is a messenger RNA of Anopheles nili, 611 nucleotides long. RefSeq lists its product as uncharacterized. NCBI's taxonomy places the organism in Eukaryota, Metazoa, Arthropoda, Insecta, Diptera, Culicidae. The transcript is spliced from 4 exons. The coding region runs from base 30 to 611 and encodes 193 amino acids. The record is from RefSeq and is a predicted model, not a curated record.
UCGCAGAAGGACAAGCUACCAGUUACAAGAUGAUUCUCGAGGACACCGUAAAGUUUCGCAAGAGUGCUAAGACCCCCGAGGACGUGGCGCAAUGGCGCUUGACGUACAACUUUAUCAUCGAGACGAAGUUUUUCCUCGCGCGCUACGAUAGCAUCGUGGAAACGUGGGAUCUGUGUGAUAAGCAAUUUCUCAUGAAUCUAUGGAAUAUCGAAGAGCUUCUUACAAACUUGCUGUACAAGUAUACAACCGUAUCGACCGAUUACAUCAGGCACAGUAGACUGCCGAAGGUGGAAAUAAAAUGUUGCGAUCAUUUGUUUGAAAGCUCUAAGGAUCUACACAAGCAUUACUACACCGUACAUCAUACUCCUGGGCGAGUGGACGAUGUUCGGUUUUGUGAGAUGAAAGCUGGGCUGUUGAAGCUAGAAUUCUACAAGAACAGUCUGAAAUAUUACCUUGAGUUUGGAAAUUGGUGUGACCAUGUGUUGUGUUUGUACUUGAAGAAAAUCUAUCGAAAGGUAAAUUUUACGCUGGAUCCAUUCAGAGAUGAACCAGUACAGGUUCCGGUUCCAGUUGCGGCACAGUCAGAGGAGCCACAACCAGAAGAUAUUUAA